GCCUUUCCGCUCUCCGUACAGGAAUGUGAGCACUGCAUUACGUCAGUCAUCCUGCCCGCGGCGAGAGAACAGCUCCGUCCAGGAGGUCUCAGCUCACUGCUUUCUCUCUCUCUCUCUCUCUGUGGAGGAUUAAAGGCGUUUGUGUUUUCUUCCUGCUGUGUUUAGAGGUGGGAAUUUCGGACGGGGAAGAACGAAAGCGUGAAGCGGCUCAUGACAGCUCUCCUCUUCAGUAUGAGGAGUUAGUGAAAAAACAAAAAAAGGGACCUGAAUAUCGACGACACUCUCGCGGAGUAGAUGGAGGAACCAGGAGAUAAGUGUUACUGUGUGGGCUGUAGAGGAAAGAUUCAAGACUCGUUUCAAAUGAAAGUCCUCCAGGACACUUGGCACAACGCCUGCUUCAAAUGUUCUGUGUGCUGUGACCACCUGACUAACUGGUACUAUGAGAAGGACGGCAAGCUGUACUGUCGCAAUCACUACUGGGAAAAGUUUGGAGAGCUCUGUCAUGGUUGCUCUCUGCUCAUGACUGGACCUGCGAUGGUGGCUGGAGAACAUAAGUACCAUCCUGAGUGUUUUGUUUGCUUGAGCUGCAAGGUGGUUAUUGAAGACCGGGACACCUACGCUUUAGUCGAGAGGUCAAAACUGUAUUGCGGAAAGUGCUACAAGCAGGAGGUUCUCACACCCAUGUUGGAAAAACGCUCGUACGACUCGGUCCUGGACUCCCUGCCCCACACGGUGACCCUCAUCUCGAUGCCUUCUGCAGCCAAUGGGAAGAGAGGCCUCUCUGUGUCAGUGCUGAGGGAUGUCAAUGGCUCAAUGAGUGUUCACGUCAAAGAGGUCAGAGGAAUGCUUAUUAGUCCAGAGGUUCGAAAUGCCAUCCAUGUUGGAGACAGGAUUCUGGAGAUCAAUGGCCUUCCUGUGGCGACAUUGAUGGAGCAGGAGGUGGAUGAUCUUAUUCACCGUACCAGUCACACGCUACACCUUCUGAUAGAGUAUGACCCAGUCAGGCAUCGUUUGGACCGGCUAAGGCUGGAAUCACCAGGGAACCGGCUAGGAGUCCCAGCCACCUCCCGCAUGCGCAUGUCCUCACCAUCUGACACGGUGCUGGAGAGGACAGAUGUGGUUGACGAUGGCACACUGAAAAGGAGGUCUUUAAGGCGUAGUAACAGUAUAUGCAAGUCACCGGGACCAACUUCUCCUAAGGACCAUCCAUUUAUUACACGAGACAUUGGGCGCUCGGAGUCCUUGAUAUCCUCCGCUAGCUGCUCUCACCGCAUUUUUCGGCCAUGUGACCUCAUACACGGAGAGGUCUUAGGAAAAGGAUUUUUUGGACGGGCGAUCAAGGUGACUCAUAAAGCCACAGGCGAGGUGAUGGUGAUGAAGGAGCUGAUCCGGUGUGAUGAGGAGACCCAGAAAACGUUCCUUAAAGAGGUCAAAGUAAUGCGAAGCCUUGACCAUCCCCACGUUCUGAAGUUUAUCGGCGUGCUGUACAAAGACAAAAAGCUCAAUUUGAUUACUGAGUUUAUUGAGGGCGGCACGCUGAAGGAUUUCAUCAGAGACAUGGACCCAUUUCCAUGGGAGCAGAGGGUGAGCUUUGCAAAGGGUAUCGCGUCUGGCAUGGCCUACCUCCACUCAAUGAGCAUCAUCCACAGAGACCUAAAUACUCACAACUGUCUGGUUAAACUGGACAACACUGUAGUCGUUGCUGAUUUCGGACUGUCCCGACUCGUAGUAGAAGAGAAAGUUAAACCUACCAAUAAGAAGCGUUUUAGACGGAUUGAUCGAAAGAAGCGGUACACCGUUGUGGGGAAUCCUUACUGGAUGGCUCCAGAGAUGCUAAAUGGUAAACGUUACGAUGAGAAGGUGGACAUUUUCUCCUUUGGAAUUGUUCUCUGCGAGAUCAUUGGACAAGUCUACGCGGACCCUGAGUGCCUCCCCAGGACUUUCGACUUUGGCCUAAAUGUUGGCAAGUUUGUGGAGAAGUUUCUCCCUGAAGACUGCACACCAGCCUUCUUUCCUUUGGCUGUAGCCUGCUGUGACCUCACACCAGACAACCGUCCACCUUUUCAGAAGCUUGAGGACUGGUUUGCAGCUCUGUCCCUCAAUCAGGAGCUGGGAAUCCCCCUGCCAGCCGAACUGGAAGAACUGCAUCAGAGCCUGAGUCGACUUUAUUGGCCUAAAGACGGCUCUCCAAACCAGAGCUCCGAUCAGUCGUUAACCCCAGUGGCAGCCUCUCCAGAUUGCUCGAGCACGACAGACAAUGGCACCUAGGACUUCUGCCUGUUCUGUCUGUAUUUACUUUAGUGACACCUCUGACCUGCUGCACUGUGGAUGUGUAAAAAGAGGAAAGUUGUAUUGAACCCGAGCCGUAUUAAAACUGAUAACCUGAGGUAGCUGGAUCAAUCUGUGUUUUUGGGACUUUAACCCUGUGAAUACCAGUGAACUGCAAAGAUAGUGCAAAAACAUUUCAGAAUUACAAGUGUUUACUAAUUCCUCCUGUGCCACUCAUUACAAAGAAGAUUGUUCACUCUGUAUAAAGACAAAAGAAAAACGUCCUCCUUGGCAGAGGGAAAGACUCUUUCUUUCUAAGGCGGAGGACUUUAUGCUCCCACGUGACGACAGUUUUAUUUUCUUUCGGGUUUCUUUUGGCUCUGGAGUUGUUGUUGCUGUGUGUGGAAUGCACAGAUCGGUCCUUGCCCAACAGAGGAGUCACUUCACUUCAGCGGCAAAGAAAACAAAGAUCCUUGACAGUCUAGCUCAUUGGCAUGUUCAAAUAAACAGGGCAGGACACACAAAAAAAAAAUAGGUGUGACCUUGGGCAGCAAAGAAAGCAAAACACACCGUUGCUGCUGAGAAUUCACACAUGAUGGCAAAGAAAUGUUCAGAUUAUGUUUAUUCCAAGCAUCACUCAUCUCAUUUUUGAUCAUGGAUCUGUGUACUUUCUAGCUUAAUUAUUUUAAUUAUUUUACCAAAAUGUGGAACGAACACCGUGCAGAUGUUUUAUUUCUGUCGGGGGUGGAAAAAACGGGACAAAAGCUCUUUUGCAGUUUAGGACUGUUAAUAAUGAUUGUCGGACAUAAUCAUGCAAGAGCUGACUGUUUGGAAAAAGAAAAGAACUGCCUUUGUACAGGACUGGAUAUUUUCUCCACUGUAUAUAAGUAUGUACAUAUUGUAGCACUAAUUUGACGUCUUGUUUUUUUUCUUCUUUUUUUAAUGGGACUUCUAGAUUUGUAUAUUUUAGACAUUUCGUCAGCGAAUGACAUUUUGGCCUUUUUUGCUAUCAUCAUUCAGGGUACUGACAACCAGCUGUAACCACUAUUAUUUAUAUUAAUGUAGUGUUUCAUAAAUAAACCUUCUGAAA
Pundamilia nyererei is the source of this 3358-nucleotide messenger RNA. It is a transcript of the gene limk2, whose product is annotated as LIM domain kinase 2. Bases 295 to 2268 code for a protein of 657 amino acids. The transcript is spliced from 16 exons. The record is from RefSeq and is a predicted model, not a curated record. Gene Ontology annotation, biological process: actin cytoskeleton organization; protein phosphorylation. Gene Ontology annotation, molecular function: protein serine/threonine kinase activity; ATP binding; protein binding. NCBI's taxonomy places the organism in Eukaryota, Metazoa, Chordata, Actinopteri, Cichliformes, Cichlidae. Gene Ontology annotation, cellular component: nucleus; cytoplasm.